CAAUCGCUGACGGACAUGGGCCGCGAAGCACCUUGGCCCCAUUUACCGUCGGUGUUAACCUUGCACUUUGUCUUUCCCAGCUGAUCGUCCGGGGGUUCGCCAUGUCCAAGGUACCACCACCGAACGAGCCCAGCUGGCCGCCCAAGUCGCCGCAUCAAGCGCUGCUGAGCUCUCCCAGCGGUCGCAAGAAGUGGCAGCAGCGCCGCGACAAUGCCUCUCCGUCGGCUUCGCCAGCCAAGCGACUGUUCGGAACCCCAAAAGCGGCAUCGCGCGCGCCGAUAUCCCUGUCCGACGACGUGGACGACAAUGCGGAGGACGAGGAUGAGGAAACCCUCCAGUUGAAGCUCCAAGCGAUCGAGGCGCGGCUCAGGCUCAAGAAGUUACAAGCGGCAAAGGCGAAGCAGUCUACCGAGUCCCCGCCCGACAAGAGCAAGACUGGUGGGCCAUUGAGCCCUCGCGCCAGAAAUCCCUCUCAUCAGGCACCGUCGAGGCAGGCCGAAUCGGCGAGCGCUGUCCAGGUUCCUCUCUCGCCAUCGGCGGACCGAAGAGCGCCGCAGAAGCCCGCGUCCCCAGCGCGCGUGCUGUUAGGCAUUGACAAAGGGCUCCGGGCUCAGGACGUAUCACUGAAGAGGCCGUCAAGCUCGAGAGCCACGUUCCGAUCUGGGCCUGAAACACGCCACGGACGGUCCAACUCUUAUGCCGGGGCUAGUGGCGCCCAAGGUCGCAAUAGCUCACUUGACAAACCGAAGAGUUUCAGCGAGCGACUUGCCGAAAGCCGAGUCAAGGAGAAUGAGAAAGAGGCCAAGGAUGAAAGAAUCCAGAAGGCGCGGAGUAGAGGCUUCGGAAUUGGCGCCAAAGACAUGAAUACGCCCUCUCAGCCGUCGAGUGAGAGCGAACCACACUCGUUCCAUAGAGCAACGAAAAGCUCUCAAGACAUACGCCAAACCAAACAUUCGUUAACCAGCCCCACUCAGUCAUUUGAUAGCAACACUUCUAGGCCUUCUUUCCGCCGAGCAAACCCGUCCUUCGACUCAACCACAUCAUCAGCAGCCAAACACGGCAGGAAACCUUCUGCUGCUGAGAAGUUUAAAAAGCCCGCCGCUUCCGCGGAACCAUCACGGUCAUCUCCCGAUGACACAAGCUUGUUCGAUCCUUAUUCUGGUAUCCAUCUUUCGAAGCGCAGUCUUUCACACAACGUCCUCAGCCGAGCCUUCUCAGGAAAGGAAAUCUACCACUUACCACGCCUUCUCCAAACUGUCAAAGGACCUAAUUAUGAACCGCCGGAUGUAGAGGCAGACUACGUAGUCAUGGGUGUGAUUGCUCAAAAGUCACAACCGCGGAAUACUAAAAACCAGCGCAAGAUUGUCUCAAGCACCGAGGAUGAUGACGAGGAACACGGAAACCGCUCAAAGUUUAUGGUCCUCCGCCUCAUCGACUUCAAGUGGGAGAUAGAUCUUUUUCUGUUCGACACAGCAUUCCAAGCCUUCUGGAAGCUCACACCUGGCACGCUAGUCGCCGUCCUCAACCCCUCGAUAAUGCCACCGCGAGAUCGCAACACUGGGCAAUUCUCGCUGAAGCUUGGAUCCUCGGAAGACACGAUUCUGGAAAUCGGCAACAGUCGCGAUCUCGGCUUCUGCAAGAGCAUCAAGAAAGACGGCGAGAAGUGCGGCACCUGGAUCGACAAGCGCAAGACCGAGUUCUGCGAAUUCCACGUCUACCUCCAAGUCGAGAAGCACAAGCGCGGGCGCAUGGAAGUCAACACAAUGACGGGCUUCGGCAGCGGGCCCAAAGGCCAAAAGGGCUCAUAUAGCAAGGGCAACGGCGGUGGCAGCGGCGGAGGAGGGGGUGGUGGGGGAUACGACCGCUACGCCCUCCCCAGCGAAGGCCGCUACCACGACGCCUUCCUCCAUGAGACGGCGUAUAUCCUCCCGGCCGGGAUGACGGGCCGCAGCGCCGCGGAGCGGCUGGACGCCGACGACGGCGCCCUCGACCGCGGCAUGAGCCGCGAGGAACUGCAUCGCAAGCGGCUGGCGGAGCGGGAGCGGGAGCGCGAACUCGCCGAGAAACUGGGCCGCAUGGGCGGGAAAGCUGGGGGGGAGUACAUGCGGGCGAAGGCGAGCGGGGCGAGCGGAGCGAGCGGCGGACACGACGCGGGGCUAGACGCGCACGCGCCCCCCGACGCCGCGGCGCUCGGGCUCCUGGGCAAGCGCGCCGCAGACGUCACGCUCAGCCCCGUGAAGCGCAAGCGCGCGGCCACGACGGCUUCUGGUAGUACGGGGGGCACGACGGCGUCGGCGCGCGCGUUUACUGCUAAGCCUAUGGGGUGGGGUGGGGCGGGGCGGAGGGAGUGGCUAGGCGAGGGGACGAAGGUCGGUGGAAGUGCUGAGAAAAGCGAGAGAGAGGCUAGUCCGGCGAAGAAGAGGGCGAGGCUCGUUAUUGAGGGGAAGGGGAUCAGAGAGCCGGGAAGGGAGAGCUUGGGUGGGUUGGGCGUGGAUAGGAACGGUGGCGUUUUGGACGACGAGGACGACGAUGAUGACGAUUUGGAGAUUGUGUAGGUGGGUUGGAUGGGCUGGGGUGGGUUGAUACUUGUACAGGCAAGCAAGUACCUAGGUCUAGGUCUAGGUCUAGGUCUAGUCUGCUGGAUAGACCUGCUAGGCGCGGCCGCGGUAGAGCAGACCUACGAGCUGGUAUCCUGCUGCUCUACUCUGCUCUGCUCUGCUAUUCGUAAGCAGGAUUCUCAGAGCUUUCCACACAGACGGUUUUCUUUUUGCUGUUUUCUAUGGUGGUGGUGGUGGUGGUGGUGGUAAUGAGGCUUGGGGUAGGGGUUAUAAGUUAACCCUUAGGCACCUAUGGUAUAACAUCACGGACACAGAAUGAG
Aplosporella prunicola CBS 121167 is the source of this 2878-nucleotide messenger RNA. RefSeq lists its product as uncharacterized. The record is from RefSeq and is a predicted model, not a curated record. Gene Ontology annotation, cellular component: nucleus; replication fork protection complex. Gene Ontology annotation, biological process: DNA replication; DNA replication initiation. Gene Ontology annotation, molecular function: single-stranded DNA binding; DNA replication origin binding. Bases 102 to 2555 code for a protein of 817 amino acids. The transcript has 5 exons. Lineage: Eukaryota; Fungi; Ascomycota; Dothideomycetes; Botryosphaeriales; Aplosporellaceae.